AUGCCAGAAGCACACCACCAAUGCACGCAAGCUGUCCUGCAGGCAAAGGACCCCCUUAGUGGAUCUAUCUCCGACUUGAGUCAGCAGGUGUGGGUCCUUCAGGGUCAGACCAUAGUGGCAGUUCCACGGAGUGACAGUGUGGCUCCUGUCAUGGUCACUAUCUUCCCGUGCAAGUUUCCAGAGUCUCUUGACCAAGGCAAAGGGACCCCCAUUUAUUUCGCAAUCCAGAAUCCAGAAAUGUGUCUGUGUUGUGAGGCUGUUGGAGGGCAGCCUGCAUUGCAACUGAAGGAGGAGAAGAUACUGGAUCUGUACAACGAGGCUGAGCCUGUGAGGGCCUUCCUCUUCUACCAUGUUCAGUUGGGCUCCACCUCCACCUUCGAGUCUGUGGCCUUCCCGGGCUGGUUCCUGGCCAGCGCUGACAGAGGCCAGCCCAUCUUCCUCACUUCGGACCAGGGUACCAAUUACAACACUGCUUUCAACUUACAUAUCAGGUUUUGA
Hipposideros armiger (great roundleaf bat) is the source of this 498-nucleotide messenger RNA. It is a transcript of the gene IL36G, whose product is annotated as interleukin 36 gamma. The coding region runs from base 1 to 498 and encodes 165 amino acids. The transcript has 4 exons. Gene Ontology annotation, molecular function: cytokine activity; interleukin-1 receptor binding. Gene Ontology annotation, biological process: inflammatory response to antigenic stimulus; cytokine-mediated signaling pathway; positive regulation of gene expression. The record is from RefSeq and is a predicted model, not a curated record. Lineage: Eukaryota; Metazoa; Chordata; Mammalia; Chiroptera; Hipposideridae.